This is a messenger RNA of Paramuricea clavata, 6551 nucleotides long. NCBI's taxonomy places the organism in Eukaryota, Metazoa, Cnidaria, Anthozoa, Malacalcyonacea, Plexauridae. The record is from the annotation of a GenBank genome assembly.
CAUUUUUAAAGAAAAAACAACGACAAUACCAAGAUGGCGGCGUUUUGCGCCGGCGAUAUCAAGCGGUUGCUCCUAUACUAUUACCAUCUAGCGCACGAGAAAUGCUGUUUUUGUAAACUUAAAAAUUUUAAUUUUUUGGUGAAAAUAUCGGUCUUAAAAUCAAAGAAAAUAGUUAUUAUAUGGCAGAUUUUAACGAAGCAUUACACUGGGUACAAAAGCAGUAUUUUCAAGCCGUAGCAAUGAAAGAUUUUGACUGGGAAAAAUUGAAAAAUGUGAAGUGUGACGAGUCGAACACUGUGCAAAUUGCAAUAUUGAAUGCAGUAUGUAGAAUUGUUGAGAUUUUGUUAUAUUGAAGUCAUUUUGGAUGAUUGUAUAUUUUUCUGGGAAGAUCAUACACUACACCCAUAUUCCAAUAAAGUGACCACACCCUAUGUGCCAGUAUGUGGUCCACCCCAAAGUAGGCAAGAUAUUGGAUAGAUAUUGUAGCUCUAUCAGGUGUAAACUGUUUUCCCUAGAAGUCUAGUAAGGGUCAUCUUUUAGUGAUAUAGUGUUGAUACUUAGACACUAUAAUAUGUCAUAAGAGGAAAUUUAAACGAAACAUUGGCUUGACUUGAACAGCUCCAUCAGUUCGGAACUGUUCUUCCUGGAGGUCCAGCAAGUUCCAUCCACAAUAUUGGUCAGACUGCUAAUUUUGCUAACUGGAUGCCAAAGUUUUCAGAUGCCUUUCUAAUAUGAUCAUUUCUGAAUAACAUAGAACUCCAAUGCUCCAUUAUUCUAGCAUGUACUUUCUUUUUACAAGAAAUAUAAAAUAGACACUUAAUAUGGUGUGCCCCUUCUUAUUUUUUCCUCAGACAGUUUUGCAUCCACUAAGUCAGCAAUAUCCUCCAUCGAAUACAUAUAAGUUGUCAUUCUUAAAGUCUCUACUGGCUGUGUAUGAGAAGCAGGGGAGGGAAGUGUGUGAUGAGCUGUAUAAUUUAAUAGCUGAGCUUAUGGCCAAGAAGAAAAACUCUGAAGAUGAGUUUAUUCACAAGUCAUAUAUUCUGGUAAGAACAAUGCUGAAUGUUCACUCAAUAUGUCAAUAUAGAAAACAAACAAAUUCCCCUUUAUUUUUCCAACAUGCUAGUACAUUUUACAUUAUUGAAAGUAAAUUUUCCCCUCUCCCUUCCAGACAGCACAAAUUUCCUCUGCAAUGCCAAUGGGAGAAUCUGAAUCUUUUCUGAAAUAACACAAUGACAGUAGCAUUCUUAAAGUAAACUACUGUACCUUUUACUAGAUAAGUGUAUCAGCAUUUAACUGUUCUCCCUAGAGGAUGAGUUAGGGUCAUCACUGAGCAUAAUACCUUUUUAAUCAAAUCCUUUAUCCCAUGCAACCAAAUCUUACUUUAUUUAUAGCCAUGCGGACGAGCGGUAACACUUUGUGAGUCGGCUCAUUUUGUGUCACAAGGUACCACUGGACUCAACACUUGGCAAGUGAGUGUAGCAAAGUGUAGACACUUGAAAAUAACUCAUUUCAAUGACUGAUGUUCUAUCAAUUUUAAUUUGUUAUCUAGGCAGGACUUUACCUUAGCAACUGGUUAAUGAAAAACAAAUCUUUUCUGCAAGGAAAGUAUGUAAUGUAAAUUGUAAAGUAAUGCACAUCACUCUUUCAAGACAGCACACUUUUCAGAUGGCAUUUUCUCAUAUAUAGGGACACCCCUCCAAUACAAACACCUCUCUAAUACAGACAUCUCUCUAAUACAAACACCUCUCUAAUACAGACAUCUCUCUAAUACAGACAUCUCUCUAAUACAAACACCUCUCUAAUACAGACAUCUCUCUAAUACAAACACCUCUCUAAUACAGACAUCUCUCUAAUACAAACACCUCUCUAAUACAAACAUCUCUCUAAUACAAACACCUCUCUAAUACAGACACCUCUCUAAUACAAACACCUCUCUAAUACAAACAUCUCUCUAAUACAAACACCUCUCUAAUACAAACACCUCUCUAAUACAGACACCUCUCUAAUACAGACACCUCUCUAAUACAAACAUCUCUCUAAUACAAACACCUCUCUAAUACAGACACCUCUCUAAUACAAACACCUCUCUAAUACAAACACCUCUCUAAUACAAACAUCUCUCUAAUACAGACAUCUCUCUAAUACAAACAUCUCUCUAAUACAGACACCUCUCUAAUACAGACACCUCUCUAAUACAGACAUCUCUCUAAUACAAACACCUCUCUAAUACAGACAUCUCUCUAAUGCAAACACCUCUCUAAUACAAACAUCUCUCUAAUACAGACAUCUCUCUAAUACAGACAUCUCUCUAAUACAAACAUCUCUCUAAUACAAACACCUCUCUAAUACAAACACCUCUCUAAUACAGACACCUCUCUAAUACAAACACCUCUCUAAUACAGACAUCUCUCUAAUACAAACAUCUCUCUAAUACAGACAUCUCUCUAAUACAAACAUCUCUCUAAUACAAACAUCUCUCUAAUACAGACACCUCUCUAAUACAAACAUCUCUCUAAUACAAACACCUCUCUAAUACAGACAUCUCUCUAAUACAAACACCUCUCUAAUACAGACAUCUCUCUAAUACAAACACCUCUCUAAUACAGACACCUCUCUAAUACAAACACCUCUCUAAUACAGACACCUCUCUAAUACAGACACCUCUCUAAUACAGACACCUCUCGAAUACAAACACCUCUCUAAUACAGACAUCUCUCUAAUACAAACACCUCUCUAAUACAGACACCUCUCUAAUACAAACACCUCUCUAAUACAGACAUCUCUCCAAUACAGACAUCUCUCUAAUACAGACAUCUCUCUAAUACAGACACCUCUCUAAUACUAACCUGAAGUUCAGGCCCUAAUUUGAAAUAGGGCCUGACACAAAACCUGUCUAGACCGUGGGACGCCCACAUGUUAUUUUUAGACACAACAUGCAAUAUGAUUGACAGUGUUGUAGAUUUCGCUACACAAAAAAAUUAUAUUCUCAUGAACAUGUCUGCAGAGUGUGCAUUUUGCUUUUUAAUUAAACUUAAAAAUUCAAGGUACUUUUAUAUAAAUAAGAUUCAAACAAAGAUUUAAUUAGUCAGUUCUGUGCACGGCUUGACUGCCAAGCUUUCUCAAGGUCUCAACUUGCUGGACGCGGAUAUUAGGGAUAUACUUUAUUAAAACAGGCUAACAACAGCAACAAUGAAAUUCUCAAUCGUACCACGAAGAAGGCGAUGUAGCUCAGAAAACAAUGCCGGUAGGACCUGAUAUUAAAAAUAAGACUUUUGCCGGCGAAGCCAGUUGGCAGAACAUCUUGGCUGUCAACAAUUAACAAGCUUUCGAAUUUAAUUGAAUACAUGACUUAGUUUAGCUGUUCUUUCGGCGGCGUCGAGCUAUUUUUAAAACUGUUGUUUAUGUAAACUUGCAACCAAUCAAAAUCCUUCAUGAUGCUGAUCAACCAAUCAGAUUUCCCGUCCCCCAGAUGGACGGGAAUCCCAAACUUUAGAUAGGUUUUGUGUCAGGCCCUAUUCUGUGAUUAGGGCCUGAACUUCAGGUUACUCUAAUACAGACACCUCUCUAAUACAGACACCUCUCUAAUACAGACACCUCUCUAAUAUGGACACCUCUCUAAUAUGGACACCUCUCUAAUAUAUAUAGGUUACCUCUCUAAUCCAAACAUCUCUCUAAUACAAACAUCUCUCUAAUACAAACACCUCUCUAAUACAAACACCUCUCUAAUACCAUACCUUCCUAAUACAUGCACCUCUCUAAUAUGGACACUUCACUAAUACUGAUACCUCUCAAAUACGCAUCUCUCUCUAGUAAGGACAUCUCUCUAAUACAGACACCUCUCUAAUACCGAAACCUCCCUAAAAGACACCUCGCUAAUACUGAAACCUCCCUAAAAUGACACCUCUCUGAUGCCACAUCUCUCUAAUACCGAAACCUCCCUGAAAAGACACCUCGCUAAUACCAAAACCUCCCUAAAACGACACCUCUCUAAUACCAAAACCUCCCUAAAAAGACACCUCUCUAAUACCAAAACCUCCCUAAAACGACACCUCUCUAAUACCAAAACCUCCCUAAAAAGACACCUCUCUAAUACGAAAACCUCUCUAAUACGGACGCAUUUCUAAUACAGACUCCUCGCUGAAAAAGACAUCUCUUUAAAUCCAACAAAAACUUUCUACUUUAAAGGACGAUAUUGGAAUUAGGCUGCGGUGUUGGUCUCACGGGACUAGUAACCCUACAUUGCUGUCGUCCAAAAUCUUACACCUUUACUGACUCCAAUGAAAAAGUCUUGAACAAAGUCAAAGAAAAUCUUCAAAUUAAUGGAUUUUGUCCUGAACAACGUCAAGAUGGACCCAAAGCUUGUUUUGAAGAAAGAAGGAGAGUUUUAGAAGAUUUCAGAAAUUCGUUCGGUUCUCAGAAUGUAGAGGAAUGUAGGACUUGCAGUCAGACGAAGACUGGUGUUUCAGGAGAGCUAUGUAGUGCUUUGGUUUGUCAAAUUGAUUGGGAAAGAUGUACUACAGAGGAAGUAGAUAGUCCUGAAGUUAUUCUAGCGUCAGGUAAACAGGUGUUUGUUAAGAAUGUCAAGGUUUUGGUAUUCUCAUUCGAUAAAAUCAAUCGUUGACGGCUUUUGUAGAUAGGAAUUUCGACCUGCGAUUCCGGUGGAUCUGUCUAACCAUGAAGACUAUUUGCUGGUUUAGCUACUUUCAACCUCUACACAUUUGCCCAAUUUCCCUUAUUUGAACCCCCUUAUUUAGCCCCAGCCUCUAUUUAGCCAACUCCCAUUCCCGAUAGGCUACCAGUUCAGAACCACUGGUGGGGGGGGGGGGGAUAAGCGCCAGAGGCCUAAUUAGAGGAAACACGGUUUACUAGAAGGAUAGACCAUCGGUCAAGAUGCAUAACUAGAAUAUAACGCGAAGGGUCUGAGAACAAAACUACUAACUUCUCGAUGAAGAUCCAUCGCUCGAAACGUUGAAGUUCUUCUUGUAUUUUUCAGGUAGUUGUAUCCCUAUCAAUCCACAGUUGUCUUGUUAUCAUCGCUAUCUACACUGACACAGACCCUUCAUUUAUUUAUUUAUUAAACUUCGGCACGUAAGAUAUACGAGUGGCAGGGUCACCACAACAGUAUACAUCAAUUACUGCAAUGCAAUGCAACAGAUUUAAUUAAGUGCAGUACAGUACAAUACAAUACAAUGCAACGCAGUGCAAUAUGCAGUGAUUCAAGAUUAUAUUCUGGGAACAUGCUUUGUAUUUUUGUAACAGUUCCUCUAAUGCCGUUUUAAUACACAUAGUCAUAGACGAGUUGUCAGAUGGACCCGUCGUGUUUAUACAUUGAGAUGCAUCACCAGACCAACUAUCAUUUCUAUACCCAAGUUCAUUCAAAUGAAUCUGAAUCCAUAUAUAAGUAGAUACUACCAUGUAUAAAUAGUACUAUUUGUGUUAGUAUAAAUAAAUUUUUCAUCCUUUAGAUGUCAUUUUUGACCCACACAUUAUUGAGCCUCUUGUGAAUGUGAUUAAAGUUCUUCUGAGGUGGGUUCUUUUAACAAUGGUACAUAUAAGAGAGCUUUUUUGGCACACUCGCCGGAACAAGCCUGUCCUCUUGAUCCUUGCUUCGAACUCAAGGUAUUAAUGCAAAAGCAUGGCAAAGAGUCGAUCAAAGCUUUAACAGGAUUCGGUUUUUGCCUUAAUAAAUAUUUCCAAUGCAAUGAUUGUACUUGUCCCAAAGAUCAUGUUAACAUGUUUUAAUCAUCAGUGUUGUCUAUUCUCAUCUGAGACAACACAGCAGAGACUUCAUUCUAUUGGCAUAAAGAUAUCAUGGACUCACCCCCAAGCUAAGCUUGCAUGGCCUGUGGCUCGAGUGCAACAAUCAUCUUAUGUUUUCGCUCCUCGACUUUCUAGUCAAAAAGGCAAAGACCAAAAAUGUCAACCAGUUGCUUACAUCGCGUCCACAAUCAGAAACAACGAUACCUACGAAACAUUUCUUUUUGCUUUGGGUGAGUAUAGAAUAUGUAAAUAUGUUUUAUAAUGAAAUGUCUCAAAUGUGGUAGUUCAUGUAGUGUAGUAUUCUACAAUAAGCUGUGACUGUCGUGGUUUAAUUGUGUCUGAACUACCUGAAAAAGAUAUCUCAAACGUAGUAAACGUGGUGAUCUAAUGUAGGUAGUAUUCUACGUGAAAAACUAAAGAGAUCUCAAACGUGGUGGUCCAGUUUUGAGAAAGAUUCAGAACACUUUAUAACAUUUCGAGUGGAUUAAAAGAAUUUCGUCAUGAUGUUUGUACUGUGAAGAGUGUCUUCGCAUCUUUCUAAUAAUUUUCUUUUUCAGAUAAUUCUGGAAUAAAAAGGAAUCAAAUACAUUCUGCUCCUGGUGAAUUUAUCUUUUACGACAAGACAUCUGAGAUUGCUUUACUUCGACUAGAACUCCCUUAGUAAUAGUAAAUAAACAAACGUUUUUAAAUUGCGCUCCCCAAAUAAUUUUAAAAUAACGAUUAAUUGGACGCCAUUGAGAACAUGGACGUGAUUGGACGUCACUACUUUGAAAUUAUGAUGCAAAGCAAAU